UAUGUUUUCUUGUGAUUAAAUUUUGUGUCUUGGAUUGUUCUACAGCAGCCAGCUACUUGUUUUUCAAUUGGGACUGUUUUAAAGUGAAAAGCCAGGUUAGAGAAGACUCCGAGAGUAAACACACGGGAUUUGGCAUCAAAGCUGUAGUGGAUACAUAUCAUACGGGCUCAAACAGUGAACAUCUUAUUAAUAUCCUCGGAAUGCCGAAUGUCGAUAUAAGUGACGAGAUAUAUGUUCCAAACGAUAUCGCAGAGAGUCUUGGUGAAAGGGAUAAAAGGGAAGUCUUCAAAGAUGUUUUAAGUCAGAAAACUAAAGGCAAGUCUUUGUUGAGGUUUGACAAAGAACAUGCAGAAUAUCCUGGAGGAAGAAUCCAUAGCGCGCUUUUAAACUUGCAAGAAGAAACGAGGCAAGAAUCAGCAAUCAAUGCCCGAUACAGAAGAGCUGCAAAACAAAAAAGAAAGUGCAAACAAGAUCCGAGCAAAUGCAACAAGCGUGGAAACAAUGGCUCGAGGAGAUCGAAAAAUAAACUUGCAAAGCGAAUAACAGAGUUGGAACUUCGUGUUACCGCGAUGGCCAAGUCAGCUAACGAGGUAACCGAGGCUAAUCUGAAAUCAGCACACUUCGUCGGAUUACCGCCAUCUGCGUUUGAGAAAAAGAGCAAACAAUCUAAAAAACUUCUGAAGUUUCAAAUAGCACACAAGGAUCAACAACCUCCCAUUCACUUAAAAGAUCCUUCUACAGCAGUGGUUGAUGAAGCAGGAACAUAUUUCGUUUAUGCUUCGGCUUUAGUUAGAAGCAAGUCGGUCGACACCUACAUUGAGAUUGAGUUUAAAGACCAACAAGGCACAUUGAAAGAAAGGUCCAUUAGUCAAAAUGGCGUGGACAUUGGCGUGAAUGUUGGUGUCACACGCGAAAGUCAAAGCAAAACUUGUACGCUGCAUGGUCUUGUUUCUCUUGAUGUUAGUGAUUCAAUACGACUUUAUGUGAAUAACGAUGAAAGCACAAAGUUCGAAACUUUCGGGGUAAUUAAGAUAAACAAUUUCAAUUAAAGUUACUAACAUUUUUCUAGAAUUGCUUACCUUUGUAACACGAAAACGCAUCGUACAAAUAAAAUACGAUGAUACAUCUAAAGUUUGAUAUUGUAAUGAUAUGAACAAAAAAAUAAAACAAAAUAAAACAGGCGAACCAAUUGCAUGGUUUCAUUGAUCAGAAGAUAAGUUCAAGUGUGUAUAUUAAUUUAGAUGUUUUACUAUGUCAGUCCCUUAAUGUUGCUUAAACGAUCCACUGAAUGUAUAGAUAUGGUAUUUUGUAUUUCUGUAUUUUGUUUUCUUGCAUUUAUAUGACAUUGUUUUAUGACAAGGACGUAGUAUUUUCACUGCGACAUAUUGUUGCACGUUUUGAUAUAUAAAUAGUCCAAAAUAACCAUCAAGC
Molecule: messenger RNA, 1431 nt
Organism: Mya arenaria
Lineage: Eukaryota; Metazoa; Mollusca; Bivalvia; Myida; Myidae
Exons: 6
Coding region: 201-1049 (282 amino acids)
Molecular function (GO): protein binding
Source: RefSeq, a predicted model, not a curated record